UUCUUUCAAGUAACCUAAUGACUAUAAAUUUCACCUUUAAGGUGAAUAAGUGGGAUGAUCAGGGUUUAAACUCCGACCCCCUGCAUAUAUAAUGCAAUGUCUUACGAUCUAAGUUAAGCUCAAGGGAAUUACAGAAGAAAAAUUAGUCAACAAAAAUUGUUAUAUUUCCAAACUUAAAACAUAAUACUCCCCUCCGACCUUAUUUAUAAGCAAAAAUUAUUUUUCAAAUUAUUGAAUAACUGAUACAUCUAAUUUAAAUAUUGGCUAGAUACAUCAAUCGUUCAAUAAACUUUAAGAAAAAAAAAAACUUUUAUUAGGCUGACGAGAUUUCAGUCCCAAUACACGUUCCAUUUUCAAAAUUCAGAUUUCUCAUUAAAAAAAAAAAAAGAGAGAGAAAAAUAUUUUUUUGAAAACAAGAGAGAGAGAAAAAUAUAAAUUCCGGUCAAAAAGUAAAUGACAAAAAUAAACGGUUCCCUAAAAAGGACCGUGCAUGAAACAUAUUUAAUUUACCGUGUCACGUCGUAACUUCACCCACCCCUUUUCUUCACACACAAAAAAUCUCAACCCAUUCUUACAAAAAAAAAAAAAACAAGAAAACCCAACCAAAAAUGAACACAAGCAAAGCCGAAGCAGAACGAUUAUUAGAGAUCGGAGAAGAACUUUUACAAAAACGCGAUCUAAAAGGUUCACGAGAAAUCGCAAUUCUCGUUCAAGAAACCGAACCUCUUCUAGAAGGUUCCGAUCAGAUCUUAGCAAUUGUCGAUGUUCUUGAAGCAGCAGAAAAGCCAUUGAAUCUGAACAAUCAUCAUCUCGAUUGGUACGCAAUUCUUCAAAUCAAUCGAAAUUCACAAGAUCUUAAUCUUAUCAAGAAACAGUAUCGUACUCUUGCUCUUCUUCUUCAUCCUGAUAAGAAUCCUUUUUCGUUUUCUGAACUUGCGUUUAAACUUGUUUCUGAUGCUUGGGCCGUUUUAUCUGAUCCGGCCCAAAAGGCCCAAUAUGAUAAAGGCUUUGAAUUUGAACUUGAAGGUACUAAUAAUGGUUUAGGGAAUGGAAAUGGUAAUGUGAGUUUUUGGACUGCAUGUCCUUAUUGUUAUCAUUUGUAUGAGUAUUCUAGGGUUUAUGAAGGUUGUUGUUUGAUGUGUCAGAAAUGUGAUAAAUCUUUUCAUGGUGUUUCGAUUCGGUCUCUUCCGCCGAUUGUGCCGGGACAAGAAGCUUAUGAGGUUUCUUGGGGAAUGUUUCCGAUGGGUUUUGUUUUUGAAAGUUUGGGAAAUGGUGGUGGUGAUGUUGUUGUUGGUUCUGGUACGAGGAAGUCAUAGGUUGUUGUUUUUGUUGUUUGAGUUUUGUGUUGUACUGUUGUUUAAUGAUGUUGUUUUAUUUUUGAGAAAUCUUUGUUGUACUGUCAAAAAAGGAAAGAUAAAUCUUUGUUGUUUUUA
Trifolium pratense (red clover) is the source of this 1433-nucleotide messenger RNA. Its product is annotated as dnaJ protein P58IPK homolog B-like. NCBI's taxonomy places the organism in Eukaryota, Viridiplantae, Streptophyta, Magnoliopsida, Fabales, Fabaceae. The transcript has a single exon. The record is from RefSeq and is a predicted model, not a curated record. The coding region runs from base 609 to 1316 and encodes 235 amino acids.